AUGGGUUUCACGACUGGCCUCGUAAGUCUUCAUCCGAACAGAAAAACAAAUGUGUCGACACUGACCAACUCGCUCGCAGCUUGGAGGCUUCACCCUAACCGCCUCAGUCAUCUACCUCUCAAUGCGCCUACAUACACAAAACAGAGUCUACCAAUCUUCACUACUCCACCAACAAGCAAUCGUACUAGACAACAUCAUCGCUCCUAGACCGCCACAGCCUCCGCCCACAUCGAGAGAAGUUCAAGCUGGACUUUGGGAGACAGCGAAGGACAAGUGGAAUGCCGAAUUAGAGAGUAACGUGAAGAAACUACAGACCACCGACUGGGCAGGUAUGUUAUCAAGAGCUGAAGAUAUUGCGGGAUUUCAACAGAUUGUGCUGACAGAUCAUGCACAGCCGUCCGGGAAAGAUUAGAAGAGAACGUGAGCACGCUCUACCAGAAAGCAUUCAAGAGUGGACGAGAAGGCGUCGAAUUUGGCGUCGAAAAGACAAAAGAGGGCAUCGAUACUGGUAUCAGAAACGCGAGCGACCGUGUGCAAGCUGAAGCGGAAAAGGCGAGAGCAGCGACCAGAUAAUGCGACCAGGAGACAGACCGCCAGGAGCGACGCGUGUGGAGGCUUCGGUGGGAAAGACUGCAUUCGGAGGAUAGUAAGAUACCCAUUACAAGAGAACAUUAGCACAGUGCCACGUCUCUUUGGAGUACGGAGCUGCCGCAAUCAUGUUGACCGACGAGUAGUCUUGGCAUUUGCAUGUGAAGCACAUUUCUUGCCUAGGGCACCAAUUGGCUUGCUGGCGAAUUCAGAGCCAGAGAGUCCCUUCAUUCUAAGCUCAAGACCAGCAUGCCGAAUUGAGAGCCAGAGAGCCCUGUUCAUCUCAAGCUCCUGAUUGUCCAACGUUUCACAAGACCAAUCCAAACUGAUCGCUGACCAGUCACGGAAGGCCGAUAUCGGCUCUACUCACUGCAUACAAUUACCACAGGGCGUGUGGCUUGACAACAUAUCCAUAGGGCGUACGUACACCAACUACAAGCAUCACUCACCCCAAAUACAAAGCCUACAUGUAGUCAGCAGGGCUAGCAUUAAUAAUGCCCAUCCGGUGCUGACAGUUCCCGCAGGGGUCGUAUAUAGGCUCGGUAGAAUGCCUCAGCACUCGCGGAUCUAUCUUCAAGACAUCAAGUCAGUAGAGCAUUCUUCUUCAACUCCAUACCAUUUGCAAAGUCACAAUCACCGUCAAAACUCUCCACCACAACAACAACUGCCAGCCGCUCUUUUCAGACUCCUCACGCCACAUUCACAUCGCCACUUGAAGAAGCCCAGCCUCGUUCGCUCUCCAAAUCUCUCCAACCCCGAGGAAGAAGAGAGCCAAACAGAAAAACGCAAAAUCAAAAAAUGACUCAACCAAGUCCCACCACAUCAACAUCCAAGACCCCCGAACAAGAAGAAGCAGCGCACUUCCAACGCCUCAAACAAGACUGGGAAAUGCUGGGAUCCGAAGAACUCGUCCAGAGUCCCGAUACGGCGGCAACGACAAGAUUGCAAAAGGCCAAAGCCAAAGUCAGGUCUUGCGGUGCCGCGUAUCGGAAAUUUCAGGAGGUCGUGGUUGCGAUUGCGGGUUGAUGAUGAUGAUGAUGAUGAUGAAAAGAAACAUAUGGGAAUCAUGGUUGGGGGCGUCUGCGGCGUCUGGGGAUCUUCUGGUGUUUGUUCUUUUGGGAGUGGGAUGGGAUGGGGAGGGAAGGGAAAGGAAUUGGGAUUGGAAUUGAAAUGGAAUCAUGAGAAGACGAGGAUUGGGACUUGUGACUUUUGAAUUCUUGCGUAGCGAGAGUAAUGCGUUUCGCAGGAGAUAUUACUAGUGAUGGAAGAGGGCUUGGAUAGAAUCACUUAAAAAACAUAGCCUAAUACCAUGAAUCCUAACAAGAUCCCAAGAGCUAAAUAUCCCUACUUCAUAAACACAUGCUCCAAAAACUAAACUUCCACCCUCCUCGUAUAUAACCCCUAAGCCUUGUCCUCUUCACUCGUACCUCCCAUCCCCCCCCACCCCGACUCUCUCUCUCUCUCUCUCAACCUCAAAUCUCUCCCUCUUCAUCCCCGCCAUCAACUCCCUAACAGCUUCCCUCCGCCUCCUAUAAACCUCACACGCAGCAUCCAACUCCCUAGCCGCCCGACAAGCCGCUCCAGCAUCGGCGCACCAGAGCCCGCACACCGUGCAUUUGCCGAUUCCAUUUCGCUCUACUCAGGGCCAUGAGAUGGUGCAGAUAGGGGAAGACCCGCACAGCCUUUCCUUUGCAGAUUCCAUUUCGCUCUGCAGAGCGAUGAGGUGGUGCAGAUAGGGGGGAGAGUGCUUCUUGGCGGAUGAGCUGGCAGGUCGAGAGGAUGGGUGGUGGGGGAGACGGGGCUGGCGGGGAGAAGAGAGGAAGUCGUAGAUCGAGAGUCGAAGUUCCGGGGGGGAGGGCAAGCAGGUUUUGGAUAUGGUUGUUGUUGUUGUCGUCGUGGUGAUUUCGAUCUCCCGCCUGAAAGUGUGUCGAAGGGGUAGAUGGUGGUCGUAGUGCCGCCUUGCAUGAUGAUUCAUCUCAUCUCAUUGGAAAAGAUAAAAACGCCAGAAAUCCAAUCCCGACAGGGCCGUGUUUCUCCACGCUUCAUGUGGAGAGAUAUAACUUAUACAGUAGGACAAAAGAGACGUCAAAAGAUCGCCGACAAGUUGGCCGUGCGAUAAUAUCAACCAACGAACGAAUCACAAGCAACGACUGUGGCUGAUGCGUGUAGUCUUGCCACGGCCAUCUAGAUUCCUCCUUUUUUUAAAAAAAAAACCCCCCCCGUGGCAAGCGAAGAGCCGCAUUAACAACAAAAAAACGACCAGAAAAAGUCAGUCAGCGGCGCCAUACCUCCCAGUCGCAAAAGAAUCCUAGCUAGAAUCAGAUGUACACCAAAGCAGCCUAUCUACCACGCAGCCAGAAAGAAAAACGUCGUGUACCAACAACCGUCGGCAACGUCUCGCAAGAAUCAGUACAAACCGACGGACGGCGAAAGCGUUCAUCAUCAGGCAUAGAUAGGGUGGCAAUCCCAAGCAGAAAAUGUCUCAUCAGGAAUAAGAAUAAUAAUAACACCGAACCAAGAAACCAAGAACAA
Messenger RNA from Lecanosticta acicola, 3120 nucleotides. NCBI's taxonomy places the organism in Eukaryota, Fungi, Ascomycota, Dothideomycetes, Mycosphaerellales, Mycosphaerellaceae. The record is from the annotation of a GenBank genome assembly.